Messenger RNA from Anopheles coluzzii, 1839 nucleotides. Its product is annotated as eukaryotic translation initiation factor 4H-like. Lineage: Eukaryota; Metazoa; Arthropoda; Insecta; Diptera; Culicidae. Bases 80 to 1204 code for a protein of 374 amino acids. Gene Ontology annotation, molecular function: RNA binding. The record is from RefSeq and is a predicted model, not a curated record. The transcript is spliced from 4 exons.
UCAACUGACAGCGAAAAGAAAAGGAAAAGGAUUUUCUAGACUCGCGACACCACGCGCCUGCCUUAAUCGCAAAUAUAAUAUGGCAGGCAGAGGUACACACGAUAAUAAUAGAUAUGGAGAUCGGGCCCGUAAACCGCUCCCGACGGAACCACCGUACCUUGCGUACGUCGGCAACCUUCCCAACGGGGUCGUGCAGGGCGACAUUAACGCCAUCUUUAAAGAGUACGCGGUGAAGAGCGUGCGUCUAGUGAAGGACAAGGAAACGGACGUAUUCAAAGGCUUUUGCUACGUCGAGUUCGAUACUCUCGAGGAUCUGGAGAAGGUGCUCCAGCUGGAUGGCAUGAUAGUGCUGAACGAUCGACCGGAACCGCUGCGGAUUGAUGUGGCCGAGCAAAAGAAGAACGACCGUGGAGGUUUUAACAGGCGCGGUGGUCAACAGAAUCGUGGCGGACCCGGUGGACCAGGCAACGGUGGUGGUGGUGGCGGCGGCGGUGGCGGUUUCAACCGUGGCGGACCUAACCAGAUGAAUAAUCGGCCGAUCGGCAGUGGUGGUGGUGGUGGCGGCGUCGGUGGCGGCGGAAGUGGUGGUAUGGAUAGAAAUUAUAGUAACGAUUACUCCCGAAACGAUUACGAUAGAAACCGCGGUGGACGUCCGAAUAACUAUAAUGACCGGGCACCGAACCGAGGGAGGUACGGAAACUUUGGCGACGAGCGGGAUGGCGGUGGUCGCGACGAAUGGAGCCGCGAUAACGAUCGCGAUGGAGGACGGGACGGGCGUGGCGGUGCUGGCGGUGGUGGUCGCUACAACGAUCGCGACAACUACGGUCGCGACGAUGGCAAUAGGUACGGCAAUUAUGGUCGUAAUAAUCAAUACCGAGACAACGACCGAAGAAAAGACGCUGCGCCGUCCAACUACCCGCCACCCUCCAACCCCAAUCUCAACAUGGAGGAACGGCCCCGGCUGAAGCUGGCCCCGCGCUCGACGAACGCGCCGCUGAACGCGCUGGCAGAAACGAAGCAAUCGGCCGCCAUCUUCGGCAAUGCGCGGCCACGCGAGGAGAAGCUCGGCGGUCCGGAAACUGGGCGGAAGCACGCGAACAGCGUCGGCAGCGAGGGCAGCAGUGCGGACGGUGGUGGCAGCGGCGGCGGCGGCGGCGGCGGUGGCAACAGUGCAUCCUCCAGCGCAACGGGGGGCGAUAAUUAAGCAGAGGAGGGAAAGACGUAUGCAACACAGCUACAGCUAUCGAGAGCGAGACGGUGAAGAGACACAAUGCGCACUAUCGGAAAUGGAUGAGAGUUACGCUGAUCACAGUUGGCUGAUGCAAGUUACGAUCUACGGGCGGCGAUCGAGCGGCUCCUAUUUGGUUAAUAAGUGUUCCGUAUUGCCAGUAUGCCGUUCCGGUGGUAAAACAUAAUGCACAUUUCGGUAGAGCUUUUGGCAAAGUGGUGGUGCACACUACCACCAACAUCCCUUUCCUCCUGCCCAGUAAGUCUGAGUUGUUGUGGUCCCUGUUCGAUGGGGAAAGGUAGAUCCUUUUAUCUUUGUGUUUUUUGUGUGUGUGUGUGUGCGUGUGUGCGUGUGUGCGUGUGUGCGUGCGUGCGUGCUUUAGUUUUUCCUCCCAGUUCGUUCUUUCUUGUAAGCAAAUCAAACAAACAAACAAAUCAACAUUGACGCAAACACACAACUAACCAAGGGAUGCGUGUUUUUCUUCUUCAUUCAGUGGCUUUUUCGUUGUUACAACAGGUCUCCCCUCUCCAUGUACACUUCCCUAUUUUGUUGUGUAUGUAUAAAAUGUACCCCUUUAAAAACAAUACAGUAUGCAAUCGUGGCGUUUUUUU